AUGAGUAAUAAGGCUUUGGGCCAGCACCUCAUUGCAUUGGAUGAUGAAGAUUUGGAAUCAGACGAUGAUUUAGAAUCUGACGAUGAGGAUGUCAGCACGUUGAAGAACACAGUAAAGCAGGCAGUUAAACGACCAGCUACUGGUGCACCCAAAAUAAUGCAGGAGAAGAAAAUGAAAGUGGAAGAUGCUGAUGAUGAUGAAGAGGAAGAUGAUAACGAGGACGAUGAGGAAGAGGAUGAUGAUGAAGAAGGAGCAGUGACCCCAGCAAAAAAGCUUCUUGAGAAAACUCCACUCAAGGUUACCCCUGAAUCGAAGGGGACUCCCAAGCAAAAUGACCAAACACCCACCAAAUCUACACCAGCUAACAAGCAGCCCAAGACUCCAGAAUCCAGCAGUAAAUCCAAAACACCCAAAACCCCAAAGGUCCCACUGACCACAGAAGAAAUCAAGACCAAGUUGAAGACAUCUUUGGAAAAAGGUGUUGAUCUGCCCAAACUGAAGUCCAAAUUCAUAAAACUUGUGAAAAAUGGCUUCAAGGUGGAAGACCCAAAGAUCAUUAAAGAACUCUGGGCAUGGCAACAGGCAAUGGAUGUGAAGUAG
Messenger RNA from Chiloscyllium plagiosum (whitespotted bambooshark), 600 nucleotides. NCBI's taxonomy places the organism in Eukaryota, Metazoa, Chordata, Chondrichthyes, Orectolobiformes, Hemiscylliidae. The record is from RefSeq and is a predicted model, not a curated record.